Patella vulgata (common limpet) is the source of this 4414-nucleotide messenger RNA. RefSeq names its product filamin-B. The record is from RefSeq and is a predicted model, not a curated record. Gene Ontology annotation, biological process: actin cytoskeleton organization. Lineage: Eukaryota; Metazoa; Mollusca; Gastropoda; Patellidae. The transcript is spliced from 20 exons. Gene Ontology annotation, molecular function: actin filament binding. Bases 278 to 4414 code for a protein of 1378 amino acids.
GUCAGCUUUGGGAUUUCUGAGAAAAACGUAAGCAACUCUGUAUCAUUACAUCGUACCUUUCUGAUAACGCCUUGGCUGCCAUACAUUAGACUCGUCUACGGACCACAAGAGCCUGAGUGUAGUUUAACAUAGUGAAGUUAUCUAAAUUUACACCAAUAUUAGGCAUUUUGGAUUCAUUAGAGCAGACAAAGUUGAUAAAUACUUAAAAUACCACCACACCUUCGCUAUAUAGUUCAUUUUCACAGUGACAAGUCACCCAAGGGGGAUAAAUACCAACAUGCAAGGCGAAACCGAGGCUGACUUCGAUGAAGACGAAGAAAUGCCGUUGACAGAGAGGGAUCUCGCAGACGACGCUCAGUGGAAGCUUAUUCAAAAGAACACCUUUACAAGAUGGGCAAACGAACAUCUGAAAACAGUCAACAAGUCGUUAACAGAUUUAGAUUCGGAUUUAGCAGACGGGUUGAGACUUUUAGCUCUAGUAGAAGUCCUCUCCGGUAAUAAGUUCAAACAUAUCAACAAGCGGCCGAAUUUCCGUACCCAAAAGCUUGAAAAUGUGACGAUGGUAUUAAAAUACCUGGAAGAGGACGAAGGUAUAAGAAUCGUCAACAUUGAUUCUACAGAUAUUGUGGAUUGUAAAUUGAAGCUGAUCUUGGGUUUAAUAUGGACCCUCAUUUUACAUUACUCAAUUUCUAUGCCAGCCUGGGAAGGAGAGGAACUAACACCAUCAGAUGGUGCUCCCACACCAAAACAACGUCUGCUCAACUGGAUUCAGACAAAAUGUCCUGAUCUACCAAUCAAAAACUUCACAACUGACUGGAAUGACGGCCGAGCUAUUGGUGCACUUGUUGAUGCUGUUGGACCAGGUUUGUGCCCAGACUGGGAAGACUGGGAUCCUAAAAAGAACAAGGAUAAUGCCAAAGAAGCCAUGGGAGCUGCUGAAAAAUGGUUAGAUGUACCACAGUUAAUCAAACCCAAUGAAUUAGUCAAUCCAAAAGUUGAUGAGAUGAGUAUGAUGACAUAUUUAUCUCAAUUCCCCAAUGCUAAGCUUAAACAAGGAGCUCCCCUCCGACCUAAACUCAAUGCAGCUCGAGUUCGUGCUUACGGUCCUGGUUUGGAGCCAAAGGGAAACCAAGUUGGUGCCCCUGCCCGCUUUACCAUUGAAACUUUUAGUGCUGGUAAAGGAGCUGUUGAAGUUAUGGUACUUAAUCCUAAAGGACAGAAAGAACCAUGUGAGUGUGUAUUCAACAAUGAUAGAAAUUUAACAUAUUCAUGUGUCUACACACCUAGUAUGGAGGGUGAAUAUAGAGUCAUUAUUAAAUUUGCCGUCAAAGAAAUUGCCAAGAGUCCUUUCAUUGUGAAAGUUGAGGGUGCUGCUGGAGAUGCCACUAAGGUGACUGCCUCUGGUCCUGGUAUACAGAAAACUGGUGUUAUUGCUACAAAGAGAACUUAUUUUGAAGUUCAUACUAAAGCAUCUGGCGCUAAAGCUGUGCCAAUUGCUAAAGCUGGAUCUGCUGCCAAAUCUAGUUCUAGGGCUGGACCUGGUGCUAAGACUGGGCCAGGUGCCAAUGGUGCUGCUGGCAAAGGUCAGAUAGAUGUAGCUAUACUUGACCCUCAUGGUCAUCGUGAUAAGAUCCGCCCCAGCAUUAAACCAGUUGAAGGAAAAGAGGGCACUUUCUUAGUGGAGUAUAUCCCUCAUGAACCUGGUCUUCACUCAGUUAAUGUUUUCUUUGCUGGUAUACAAAUUCCAAACAGUCCAUUUGGUGUGCAAGUUGCCCCAGCAUCAAAUGCCAAAGCAUGUCAUGCCACUGGACGAGGUAUCCAACCAAGAGGUAUACGAGUUAAAGAUAAUGCUGUCUUCAAAGUUCACACAAAAGGGGCUGGUGAUGGAGAGGUCAAAGUUCAAAUUAUUGGACCAGGUGGUGCUGAAGAAAAAUGCACCAUCAAGAAAUUACCCAAUGAGGAAGGUGUCUAUGAAUGUGUUUAUAUUCCAUCCAAGGCUGGUCCAUACAUCAUCAAUAUUACUUUUGGUGAUCAACAUAUCUCUAAGAGUCCAUUUAAAGUAGAGGUGGGACCAUUUAAAACAUCAAAGAUUGUUGCCUGGGGACCUGGUCUAGAAGGUGGUGUAGUUGAUCAACCCGCUGUCUUCACAGUUGAAACUAAUGGUGAAACUGGUGCACUAGGUUUCUCUAUUGAGGGACCAUCUCAAGCUAAGAUUGAUUGUAAAGAUAAUGGUGAUGGUUCAGCUGAUGUAACAUACUGGCCAAAAACAGCAGGAGAAUAUGCUGUCCAUAUUUUAUGUAAUGAUGAAGAUAUUCCUAAAUCACCUUAUAUAGCACAGAUCACACCAGCUACAAAGGAAUUCCUUGCUUCUAAGGUUAUUGCCAAGGGCCCAGGUUUAGAGAAGACCGGUGUACAAGCUAAUAAAUGGGCUGAGUUUACAGUUGAUGCUCGUAAUGCUGGUAAAGCACCACUUAAAAUUAGUUGUAUGGAUGUAGAUUAUAAACCUAUAGAUGUACAGAUAAUAGAUAAUAAGAAUGGUACAUAUGGCUGUAAAUACAUGCCUAAACGUAAUGUUAAACAUACUGUCACUAUUACAUGGGGUGGUGUACAAGUACCUAACAGUCCUUUCAGAGUUUUUGUAUCUGAACCAUGUAAUCCAGCUAAUGUUAAAGUUUUUGGACCUGGUGUGGAGAAGGGUGUUAAAACUAGUGUCAAGACUUAUUUUACUGUUGAUUGCAAAGCUGCUGGCCCUGGUGAUGUUGCUAUUGGUUUAACUGAUGACCGAGGUAUGGAUGUACCAGUUAACACUAUUGACAAUAAAGAUGGCACAUUUAGAAUUGAAUAUGAACCAACUAUCCCUGGACAGUACACUGUCAUGGUUUACUUUGCGGAUAAAGAAGUACCACAGAGUCCAAUUAAGGUCAUGGUCACCUCGAGUAUUGAUGUUAGCAAGGUCAAGGUAGUUGGACUUGAACCCAAAAUGCCUGUUGGAGUUCCACAACAGAUUGGUAUCAUUACAACAGCUGUACACAGACUACCUAAAGCUGAUGCCAAGGUAGAAGUCACUAAUCCUGCUGGUCAGAAAAAGGAAUUCCCCACAGUUGCUACUGUUGAUGGCCAUACCUGUGAUCUUGUGUUUGAUCAACCUGGACCUCACAAGGUUGCUGUCAAAUAUGCUGGAGCUGAGCUUCCUAAAUCACCUUUUGCAGUAGAAGCUGUUCCAUCUACAGCUGCUCCAAAAAAACCAAUACAAGAAGACAUGAUGGGCAAAGAAAAAGCUCCUGGCGUCAAAGCCGGAGCACCGGGUAUAGGACAGAAACCAAAACCAAAUGUGAAGGCUUAUGGACCAGGCCUUAAAGGAGGGAGAGCCCUUGAACCAGCCACCUUUACAAUUGAUGCUAAACAAGCCCAAGGACCAGGAGGACUUGGUGUGACUGUUGAAGGACCUGCUGAAGCCAAGAUUGAAUGUAAGGAUAAUGGUGAUGGAACAUGUGAAGUUGCCUAUCUACCAGAAAUACCAGGAGAAUAUACUAUCAAUGUUACCUAUGCUGAUGAACACAUCCCAGAAUCUCCUUUUAAGGCUAAGAUUGAGCCUAGUGCCUUUGCACCAGGUAGUGCACCUUUGACUGGUGCUCCACAAGCCACUGUUCCACCAGGAAUGGAAGCUGUUACAGCCUAUGGCCCUGGUCUUAACCCAAAUGGAGUUUUUAUGGAAUCCCCUACAGAGUUCACUGUUGAUGCCAAAUCUGUUCCACCAGUGGGUGCUGGUAAAGUACGAGCUAUUCUUACAGAUCCAACUGGACAGAAAUUCGAAAGUCCAGUUACCAACAACAAUGAUGGUACAUACAAGGUUGCCUAUACAGCAUUUGCGCAAGGUCCUCACACCAUAGAUGUAACAUACAACGAUGCUCCUAUUCCACAGAGUCCAUUUAAAGUUACGGCUGUUCCGGGUUGUGAUCCAAGUCAUGUUAAAGCUUAUGGUCCAGGUCUACAAGGUGGUUUUACUAACCAGAAUGCUGAGUUUACAGUAGAUAUGAAAGGUGCUGGUAAAGGGGGUUUAGGUUUAGCUAUAGAAGGUCCUGUAGAAGCACAGAUGAAUUGUAAAGAUAAUAGAGAUGGUACCUGUCAUGUAGAAUAUAAACCUAUUAAAGCAGGAGAUUAUUCUAUUAAUGUUAAAUACGCUGAUCAAGAUAUACCUGGUAGUCCAUUCUUAGUUAGAAUCCAAAACCCUGUUGAUGCCAACAAAGUGAAAUGUUAUGGACCUGGUUUGAACCCCCAGGGGGUGAUAGCUGGAGAACCUGCCUCUUUUGUUGUUGAUGCUUCAGAAUCUGGACCUGCUCCUCUUGAUGUUACUACAAUAGAUGCUAAGGGUAAGAUCUAUAGAUGGAAUUUAAGAACACACUGUUUCCUAUGA